Adineta steineri is the source of this 477-nucleotide messenger RNA. The record is from the annotation of a GenBank genome assembly. NCBI's taxonomy places the organism in Eukaryota, Metazoa, Rotifera, Eurotatoria, Adinetida, Adinetidae.
AUGUCAUCUAAAGAUGAAUGUCAAUCAUUUGAAAUCGGUAUACGUAAACGUAUUGCUCUAGUUGCACAUGAUAAUAAAAAAAGUGAAUUAAUUGAAUGGGUUAAACGAAAUCAUGAUCAAUUAAUACAACAUGAACUUCAUGCAACUGGUACAACAGGUUCUUUAAUUGAAGCUGUAUUAGGUAUUCCAGUUAUUAAGUACAAAUCUGGUCCAUUAGGUGGUGAUCAACAACUUGGAGCUAAAAUAGCUGAACAAUCUAUAGAUAUGCUUAUUUUUAUUGCUGAUCCACUUGAAGCACAACCACAUGAUUCUGAUAUUCGAGCAUUAACACGUUUAGCAAGUGUUUGGAAUAUCCCAAUGGCAUGUAAUUUAUCAACAGCUGAUUUUCUUCUUACUUCUCCAUAUAUGAUAAAUACAUAUAAACGUAUUGUACCAACAUUUGAACAUUAUUUAAAACGAAAUAUUAAAAUAAAUUAA